UGAAUAUGUGUGGAAAAUUUUCAGCUUCAUAAUCAAAAUUCAAGAGACUUUUAAAAUGAAACUCUUUCAAGAACUCAUAUCCCUUGUUGUUAAAAAGCCUGCAGAAAUAGACAAAACAUGACAACAGACUCCCUAAUAAAUAUUCUCCUUUUAUUGUAUCAUACACUAUUAAGUACUAGCUACUUCUUCCCUAUAGCCCCAUCUUCCCAACCACAUGAUGAACGGGCUACAUCACUUCUCAGAAAAUUCUUCUUCUAAUUUAUCCAUGAAGCAGCCAAUUAUAUUAGAAAAUACUAACAAUAACAAAUCAGGUGUAAGACCAUAUGUUCGAUCGAAAAUGCCUAGACUCCGAUGGACACAUGAUCUUCAUCGCAGCUUUGUGCAUGCUGUUGAGCGUCUUGGUGGAGAAGAUCGAGCAACACCAAAGAUGGUGCUACAGUUGAUGGAUGUGAAGGGCCUCACCAUAUCUCACGUUAAGAGUCACCUUCAGAUGUACAGAAGUAUGAAACAUGAACAGUUGAUGCAAGCAGUAGCAGAGGCUGCAAAUGGGAGCAAGAGGAAUAGAAUGGAUGGUCCAGAUCAAGUGAUGUAUCCCCAUGGAAGCUUUCUUCAUCAUUACUAUAAUGACGAUCCUAAUUCGACAAUAACUAGUAACUAUUCGGACCAAAUUGCCUCCACGCCUCCUUUUUUCCCUCCAGCUCCAUGCUAG
Solanum tuberosum (potato) is the source of this 709-nucleotide messenger RNA. Its product is annotated as putative Myb family transcription factor At1g14600. NCBI's taxonomy places the organism in Eukaryota, Viridiplantae, Streptophyta, Magnoliopsida, Solanales, Solanaceae. The coding region runs from base 215 to 709 and encodes 164 amino acids. The transcript is spliced from 5 exons. Gene Ontology annotation, molecular function: DNA binding; DNA-binding transcription factor activity. The record is from RefSeq and is a predicted model, not a curated record.